Molecule: messenger RNA, 3931 nt
Organism: Neomonachus schauinslandi (Hawaiian monk seal)
Lineage: Eukaryota; Metazoa; Chordata; Mammalia; Carnivora; Phocidae
Gene: NACAD
Product: NAC alpha domain containing
Exons: 9
Coding region: 1-3900 (1299 amino acids)
Biological process (GO): protein targeting to membrane
Cellular component (GO): nascent polypeptide-associated complex; cytoplasm
Source: RefSeq, a predicted model, not a curated record
AUGCCCGGGGAGGCUGCGCGUGCCGAGCCGCUGCUGCCGGAGGCGGGCAGGCCCGGGCCCCGCACAGAGUCGUCCUGUGAUGUGGCCGCGGCCACCACCCCGAGAGGGGACCAGCUGGAGCACUGUGCCCUGACCCCCGGACCCAGCGCCCUGGCCCUGGAGUUUCUGCCCAGCAAGCCGGGCGCCCGGCCCCCGCCGGACGGAGCCAGCUGGGAUGCAGGGCCGGGCGGCACCCCCUCGGCGUGGGCGGUGCCCGCAGAAGGCAGCCCCAGCCCGGGCUCCCCCGAGGCCCAGCCCGCCGGGGGUCCUCCCCCCGCCACCCUGGAGCCCCGGAUCGUGAUGGGUGAGGAGACCCGCCAGGCGCCCCCGCCAUCCAGGGCAGCCCUGCCAGAGCUCAGGGACCGGGAGGGUGGGCACCCCAGCCUGGACCCCCCCCCCGAGUUGUGUUCUCAGGGUGACCCUCCUGUGCCUUGCCCUGCCCCAGACCCUGACUCCUACUUCACACCGCCCUCCACCCCCACCGAGAGCGCCUCUGCCCUGCUCCUUGGCCCCGGGCCCCGCAGGGAGGCCCGGGACACCCCAGCCGAGCCAGGGGACUCGCCGCCCGCCUCACCCUCGGGCUCCUACAUCACGGCAGAUGGGGACAGCUGGGCCUCGUCCCCAUCCUGUUCCCUGAGCCUGCUGGCCCCGGCCGAAGGGCUGGACGUCCCCUCAGGCUGGGGCUUCUCCCCAGCGGGCUCUGUGGCCGACGAGCAGGAGUCGUCUCCCACGGGGCCCCCCGGCCCCCCGUCCCCAGAGUCCAGCGUCUCGGCCGACAGCAGCUCCUCCUGGGGCCAGGAGGGCCACUUCUUCGAGCUGGACUUCCUGGCCAACGACCCCAUGAUCCCCGCUGCCCUCCUGCCCUUCCGAGGCAGCCUCAUUGUCCAGGUGGAGGCCAUGGAGGUGACGCCGAGGGCCCCCGAGGACGAGGAAGAGCAGGAGGAGGAGGUCCCUGUCCCUGGAGGGGACCCAGCCGGGGAGGGUGAGGACGACAGCACGUUCGGGUCCUCCCUGCAGUCCCUGUCUGACCUCUCCAUCACCGAGGGCAUGGACGAGGCCUUCGCCUUCCGGGACGACACCUCGGCAGCCUCUUCCGACCCCGACUCGGCCUCCUACGCGGGGGCAGACGACGAGAGGCUGUACAGCGAGGAGCCCCACGCGCGGCCCGCUGCCCUGCACCAGGACAGCCCUGGCGAGCCCGCUCCCGCCGCCGCCGAGCAGGGGGCUGGCCGAGCCACCGAGCGCCAGGAGCCGGGCGCCCAGGUCCCCGGGGCGGGCCAGGCCUCCACUGCCUCUGCUGCCGCCGCCGCCGCCGCAGCCCCUCACACCCCACGGGAAGCCCCAGGCCUCCCCGGGGGGAGCCCUCAGGCCUGGGGGGAGGAGGCAGGCUCCCUGUCGGGUCCAGCACCUGUUGCCGCGGGCAGAGCUCAGCCCUUCCGGGAGGAUGACAGCGCAGCCUUGGGCCCGGGGCCUUGGACCGCCCCGGAAGAGGGAGCCCUCACGCCAAGCCCAGAUUCUCUGCAGAAGCUGGAGAAAGAAGCAGGCCAGGAACCUGACUCUCUGGCCACACCCCUGCCCCUGCAGGACGCAGGCCUCCCCUCAGGCCAGGCGCCCGCUUCUGUGGUCAGCCCUGUGCCCCAGCUGGGAGAAACAGACAGGACCUUACCCCAGGACCCUGACUCUGUGGCCACACCUUUGUCCCUGCAGGCCGCGGGCCUCCCCUCAGACCAGGUGACCCCCGCUGGGGCCAGGCUUGAGACCCUGCAGAAGGAUGCCGGCUGCCUGCCAGGGAUCGAGCCUGUGGUCACUGCAGCCCAGCACGAAGGACGAGUGACCUUGGAACUGGGGCCAGCCCCUGAGGCGAGGGACACAAGCUGCACUGGAGGCCCGGAGCCUCCAGCCUGGGACCAGGCCCAGCUGGAUGGCCUGGAGCCAGCUGCGGAUGCUGGGACACCCUGGGCCUCAUGGGGAACUGCAGGCGCCUCCAAGCCUGACAUGGAGGCCCUAGAUUCCCCCAAGCCUGCCACAGAGGCUGUGGAACAGCCUGCCACGGAGGCUCCGGAAUGCCCAGAGCCUGCCACGGGGGCCCCAGAAUGCCCAGAGCCUGCCACGGGGGUCGCAGAAUGCCCAGAGCCUGCCACGGGGGCCCCAGAACAUUCUGAGCCUGCCACAAAGGCCCCGGAAUGCCCAGAGCCUGCCACGGAGGCCCCGAAAUGCCCCAAGCCUGCCACAAAAGCUCCAGAAUGCCCAGAGCCUGCCACAGGCCCCCCUAGGCCUGCCAUGGAGGCCACAGACCCACCCAAGCCUGCCUCCAUUGGAGAGGAAGUAGCUGAGGGCCUGUUGGCACCUGAGCAGGGAACCGGUCCCAGUGCCUGUGUGCAUGCUGGUGAUGGAGCCGAGCCCCACUUGCCCCUGAAGGAGGCCCCAGGGGGUGAGAAUCAAGGGGCUGGAGGCCUCGAGUCAGCACCCCAGGGUGCUAGGAAGGCUCCUGGGGACAGUGGCCCAGAGGUACAUCCUGCUGCUCGCCCCGAGUUUGGCCACACAUGGCCCCAGAGCCCAGUGGAGGAGGGAAGAGCCAACCCUGAGCCCAGGUCCCCCGUUGCUGUGGCCUCAGAAGCUGGGCUGGGCUCCUGCUCCGAGUCUCCACCGAGGUUCGUGCCCAGGCCUGGCAGGGGCUGCCCCAAAGAGCCUGCCCCCACCUCUCCAGCACCGUCUCGGCAGCCAGAGCCCGUGCUGGGCCCAGGCAGUGGAGAGUGGGCACAAGUAGCACCUGGAAGCCCCAGCUCGUCCCCAGCACAAGCCCCCAAAAGCCCUGCCAGGGGCCUGCCCAGUGUGCCCCAAGACAGGCUCCUCGUCCCAGAGCCCUCUGCUUCUGGGGUCCCCACAGAGGCAGCCCCAUGCCCCAUGGCACCCCUCGCCCCCUGCCCUUGCCAGGGCCCCAGGGAAGACUCAGAUGAGGGCAAGGAGUCCCCGGGCCCUCUGGGCCUCCAGCCGCCACGGGCAGGAGCCCAGCGGGUGGUGGCUGCCUUCUCAGGAACCACGAAACCUCCUGGGGCCGGGCAUCGGGUCAGCCUCCCACCCCACUCCCCGAUCCUCAGCCCCAAGACGGCCCCCACGGGGGACACCCAUGCCAAAGACCAGGCCUGGCGGAUCUCGCCCCCCUGCCAAGUGCCUCCUGGCCCUCGAGGGCUCCCGGCCGCCGAGCAGCAAGAUGACCAGGACAGCCUGGAGGAAGACUCGCCGCCGAGGGCUCCGGGAUCCGGCCAGCACUCGGACAGCCACGGCGAGUCGUCUGCAGAGCUGGAGGAGCAGGACCUCUCGGGAGCGCAGACGGCACAGUGCCCGGCCCAGGCCCCGGCAGGUGGCAGCAGCGAGGAGACCGUGGCCAAAGCCAAGCAGAGUCGUAGUGAGAAGAAAGCCCGAAAGGCUAUGUCCAAGCUGGGCCUGCGGCAGAUCCAGGGGGUCACCCGGAUCACCAUCCAGAAGUCCAAGAACAUCCUGUUUGUCAUCGCCAAGCCCGACGUCUUCAAGAGCCCAGCCUCAGACACCUACGUGGUCUUCGGCGAGGCCAAGAUCGAGGACCUGUCCCAGCAAGUGCACAGAGCUGCUGCCGAGAAGUUCAAAGUGCCCACGGAGCCUUCCGCCCUGGUCCCCGAGUCCGCGCCCGGGCCGCUGGUGAGGCCCGAGUGCGAGGAGGAGGAGGAGGAGGAGGAGGAGGAGGAGGUGGAUGAGGCAGGGCUGGAGCUCCGGGACAUCGAGCUGGUGAUGGCGCAGGCCAACGUGUCGCGGGCCCGGGCGGUGCGGGCCCUGAGAGACAACCAGAGCGACAUCGUCAACGCCAUCAUGGAGCUCACCAUGUAGCCGCGGACCACCACCGGACCGCACCGCUCCG